Molecule: messenger RNA, 2413 nt
Organism: Triplophysa rosa
Lineage: Eukaryota; Metazoa; Chordata; Actinopteri; Cypriniformes; Nemacheilidae
Gene: cyp2r1
Product: vitamin D 25-hydroxylase
Exons: 5
Coding region: 248-1768 (506 amino acids)
Biological process (GO): xenobiotic metabolic process
Cellular component (GO): cytoplasm; intracellular membrane-bounded organelle
Molecular function (GO): iron ion binding; heme binding; oxidoreductase activity, acting on paired donors, with incorporation or reduction of molecular oxygen, reduced flavin or flavoprotein as one donor, and incorporation of one atom of oxygen
Source: RefSeq, a predicted model, not a curated record
GCCAGCUCCGAGGGAAAAAGUCCGCGUGAAUUCUCGCGAAUAAUCGCUAUUAAUCAAGCACAAUGCGAGUUCAUCCAAACCGAUCCCCCCCAGUCUAGCCAAUCUUAGCCUUUGAGAGGCGGGGGAUAAAAAGCAACAUGUGCAAGAUGAUCCCCUAGCGCUCGUUCUCUCUCUGUCAGAGAAAACGGAGAAGUGGAAACUUCUCACAAAGUAGCAUAUAGAUCAUCCCAGAGUGUCAUACUUUAAAAUGGUAUCGAUUAAUCGGGUCACAUCUCUGUUGUCUUUGUCCCGGGAGCAAAAUCUCUUUUGUUUGUGUAGUUUCUUCACGACACUCUUCGUUUUUCUGGUGAUUCGCCAGCUCUUAAAGCAGCGGAGACCCCGAGGGUUUCCCCCAGGACCGACACCUUUACCCAUUAUAGGGAAUAUACUGUCCCUAGCCACAGAGCCUCACGUCUACAUGAAGAGGCAGAGUGAUAUCCACGGACAGAUUUUUAGUCUCGACUUGGGAGGGAUCUCAACUGUUAUCCUAAAUGGUUACGAUGCCAUUAAAGAGUGCCUGUAUUACCAGAGUGAGGUUUUUGCAGACCGGCCAUCCCUCCCUUUAUUUCAGAAGAUGACCAAAAUGGGAGGACUUCUGAACUGCAAAUACGGUCGCGGUUGGAUCGAACACCACAAGCUAGCUGUGAACUGCUUUCGUUACUUUGGCAGCGGUCAGCGGAUGUUCGAGCGGAUUUCUGAGGAGUGCCUGUUCUUUUUAGACGCCAUUGAAAAGCACAAGGGAAAACCGUUUAACCCCAAACAUCUUGUUACGAAUGCUGUAUCCAACAUCACCAACCACAUCAUCUUUGGGCAGCGUUUCACUUACGACGACAGCGAUUUUCAGCACAUGAUUGAGAUCUUCAGCGAGAACGUGGAGCUGGCCGCCAGCGGCUGGGCCUUCAUGUACAACGCCUUCCCAUGGAUGGAGUACCUGCCCUUUGGGAAGCAUCAAAAGCUCUUUCGCAAUGCCAACGAGGUGUACAACUUCCUUCUGCAAAUCAUCAAGCGCUUCUCACAGGAGAGGGUCACCCAGUCGCCACGACAUUACAUCGAUGCCUACUUGGAUGAGGUGGAGCAGAGCGCCACUGAUACGGCGACGACUUUUUCUCAAGAUAAUCUCAUUUUCUCGGUUGGAGAACUCAUCAUUGCAGGCACAGAGACCACUACGAAUUGUCUACGCUGGGCGAUGCUCUACAUGGCUCUGUAUCCCAGGAUACAAGAAAAGGUCCAAAGGGAGAUCGAUUGUGUCCUGAAUGGCAGGCUACCUGCAUUUGAAGACCGGCAGAGGAUGCCCUACGUGGAAGCAGUGCUGCAUGAAAUCCUACGCCUUUGUAAUAUUGUCCCACUGGGUAUCUUUCGCGCUACCUCUCAAGAUGCAGUGGUGCGUGACUACACUAUUCCCAAAGGCACCAUGGUCAUCACUAACCUGUACUCGGUGCAUUUCGAUGAGAAGUACUGGAGUGACCCAUCCAUCUUCUUCCCAGAGAGGUUCCUUGACAAUAACGGCAGAUUUGUUAGGCAUGAGGCAUUUCUACCGUUCUCAAUAGGCAAACGUCACUGUCUCGGGGAGCAGUUGGCCAGGUUGGAGAUGUUCUUAUUCUUCACCACGUUGCUCCAGAGGUUCCACCUUCAGUUCCCAGUGGGCUUUAUUCCAAGUCUUUCCCCAAAACUAGGCAUGACUCUGCAGCCUCGGCCGUACUCCAUAUGUGCCAUCAGGAGACAGCAGUAAACCUUCCCCCAUGAGCCCUCGGGGAGCCUACUUAGAAGCGCAAAAUUCCCUGUCUUAAAAUCCAUCAGGUUUUCAGCGGGGAAUACAGACCUCUGAUAUUGACUUCUUAAAUUCUCAGAAAGUGUCCUCCAUAGUUUCAUAGAAUGCAGCUUGGGUGUGAUAAGGGUACUGUUAAAGAAUACACGGUAUGGAGAACAGACAGCACACGUGUGUGGCGAAUGAGAAAGUACAGGGCACGUAUCUCUCAUAAGUCGAUUUGAAAGACGUGCAAUGUGUGGCGAAGUGAACGUUGCGCUUGUUGUCAAUAUGAGAUGAAUAAUUGACAAGAUUCAACUUUGUAACAGUUUGGAGCGCUGUCAUUUUUAACAUUCCUUGAAUUCCUCUAUUUCUGGAGUUAAAUGAGAGGACGCAAGUUGCCUUUCCAAGAACGUUUUAGAAACAUUUAUGACUCCCAUUGGUUAAAAACCAUAUUUCAGCACUGAACUAACAAUGGCCCUGUCUUUAGUUAAUCUCAGUGGAACAUUUAUCAUGAAACUUCUGUGGAAGAUAAUGGUGCUAUUCUCAAGAGCUGAACUCCAAUAUACUUUUUCCUAGUACAAUGCAUUUUUUUGCUUUUAACUAAUAUCUGUGUAAAUAAAAACUUAA